AGAAUCACGCCCUCAAUAUUAUAAUUUCUAAAUAUAGUUAGGGAAUUUUUUUUACUCCAUUGAUCAGGCCUACCAUUCCGUAUCAUUUGGCUGACAUGUGAAAGUGUGAAACGCCGUAAUAUUGUUCCAGAGCCUGGUUUUGUUAUAAUGUGAUUAACGUACUGUACUAAAAAUAAUAACUAUUAAAAUAAUAAUAAGCAAUUAGUUAAAGAUUGACGACACUUUGGAAAAUAAUGACUUUUAUUAAGAUCUGACAAAAAAUCUGAGGCACCUUUGAAAUAUUAAUUUUAAAAUAGAUUUCCAGUGAUAACUGUAGAAAUGUCUGAAGAAAUUCUCACCAAUGGUAUUUUGACUUUGGCUGGUAAAAUCAAGUUGGAAGAAGAGACAAGUCAGCUCAAAUUAAUUCUCGUUGACCACAUAAAAAAUGUAAAAGAAAGGCCAAGUUCCCUUGAUUUAUUUGAUGAUCUCAAACAAAGCCAAGACAUAAAAAUAGGUAAUGUUGAUAUCAUAUAUGAAAUAUUAAAUUUGAUGGGGAAAACAAAAUUAUGGACAGAAUUUUGUAAAGAUAUGUUGAUUGAAAAUCCUUAUCAAGAUUAUGAUGUCAAGAAAAACUCAAAGUGCUUCACUAAGUUUCGUUUGAUGAUGAUUGAAAUUGGAAACAAUUUGACAAGUAGUAUGGUUGCGAAUCUGAAGAUGGCCUACGAUAUUCGUGAAGAUUUUUCUAAUGAGUGGAUGUUGUUACUUCAUCUUGAGCAGCAUAUACAUGUUGACCAGGACAACCAAAGGACCAUAGCAACAUUUGCUAAAAACCUAAGGUCAGCAAAUUGUCCGAAAGGGGAAAAAAUAGCUGAACUGUAUGUUACACAAACCAGAAGUGCAGUUAAAGAAUGUGAUUUUAAAACAAGCACAAGAAAACAUACAGGUAGCAGUGAAUCAAAAACUAAAAGUACUAUUAUGAAGCAAGUUGAAUAUGUUGAAGAUAAAGCAGAUAGAUUGUUUGAGCAACUUGGAAUUGCAAAGAAUAGAGUAGAAGACACUUCAAGGCAAGCCAAAAAUGAUCUGAACGCUCUGAAGAAAAAGAUAGAUGAUUACCUAGAAGAGUGCGAAAUAGAAAUUGAGGAACGAAAAGCUAGUAAAAUUCAAGAGUUGGAAAAAACAUCGUUGGUUAUAGUGAAAAUCUUAGAAAAUGUAUGUGGACUGAAGAAAGACAUCGAGCAGGCUGAUGCAGAACAAGACCUAGAAAGGUUUGCAGACUUGAAAUUACAUGUCAAAGGUUUGGAUGAAACUCUUAAUGGAGUCUGUCCAGAUUCUGUUGGGUAUUUUGAGUGUAUACAUAAAAAUGUAUCUGUUAUUUUUAAUGAAUUAACAUUAAUCAUGGGGAAACAGAAAGCUCUUUAUGUAGAUUAUAUGCCUGUUGUUCCCAGACAGUGUAAACUUAAUACUGAUAAACUUUUAUUCCGUUGCUUUGAUGUUGGGGAAAUAAUUGAACUGAGAGUAGAUCUAAUGGAUACUUAUGGUAAUGAGUCAAGGGUUGAGCAAGAACAGGCAUCUAUUACUGUCCAUAUUAAAGAUCUCAUUAAUCCUGAUGACUUUAAGAUUAUUGAUCAGAAAGUGACGAACAAUGUUCAUAAGAUUAAAUGCAAGUUUGCCUCCCCAGGGGAGUGGACUGUUGAGGUGAAGGUAUUUGGAAAGCUAAUAUGGGAAACAUUUAAGCUUAAAGUCAGUCCAAAAGGCUCUAAGGAAAAAAAAGUUAUGGGAUGUGGACAAACUAUGAGCCGUGCUGCAAUUUUUGAUAUAACAUUUACAGCUGAUGGACAAAACUUACUAGCGUGUAAUAAUACAAAUCAGGUUCUUUUGUUCGAUUUGUCAGGCAAUAUAAAAACGUUUUGUGAACUUGAAGCAGAUAGAAAACUUGUUAACUUAUGCUGCAUAGCAAAUGGCACUGUGUUUUUGACAGACGGUCAAAGACAAGAAAUAGUUGUUCUUGAAAGUGAUGGAGCGCUCAAAAGAUCUUUUGGUAAAAAUCAUUUUCAAAAAAGCAGUCCACAAGGAAUAGCUGCUAUUAUGAGAGACAAUCAAGUUCAUGUUUUUACUUCUAACCAAAUUAAUAAGCGUUUAGACUACUUUAUUGAUGGCACAUAUUCUAACAAUAUUACAAGUGUUGGUGAAGAAAAACGGACACUCGAUCCCUGGUUUCUUGCUGUGAAUAGUAAAUUUCAGUUAUUAAUAUGCAACAGUGAUGGAUAUUUUCUAGACAUUCUAGACAUGAACCAAUAUCAAAAUGACAAACUAGUGCACUCUAUUUUCUGUGAUUCAUCUGUUUGUGUUGAUGAACAUGAUAACAUUUUUCUUGGCCAUAAUUCAGAAAUACUAAUGUACAGAAGUAAUUUUACCUUUGUCCAAAGGUUUAAAUGUGGUGAUAAAAGACCUGCAAUAUAUGGUAUUGCAGCACGAUUUGGGCAUCUUGCUGUUGUACAUCCAGGUGAAAUAAGACUAUUUACAUAUUAAAUUUUAUGUGCAGUUUCCAAAACAACAAAAAAGAGUUUCUACAUAUGCAAUUCAGCACAUGUCAUACUGUAUGCUGUGAGUUAUUCUACCUUUACCUUUAAUUAAUUGAUAUGAUGCAUUUGAAGCAUUAUUACAAAUAUUAGCCACUGAAAAUACUUUACAUAAAGAAAAGAAACUUUUGGUAAUUAAACAGAACAAUAUUCAAAUCAGAAAACUAACGUUGUUUUAUACCUUAUUGAUAUGUUAUAAUGCUGGGGUGGUGGUGCAGACGGUGUGAUCGCAUCCCCUAAAUUGUAUUGAGGAAAAUAAUUGUUUAUAUGAAUUAUGGGUAAGAGUUUUAAGGUAUGAGAGUGCAAUUUUCGGGCACUUAGAGUUCCAGAUUCUCAAAUUUUUUUUGGUGGACUCUCAUGCACCCCUUACUGCCGAAUCCUGUAUCCACCCCAAUAAUGACUAUGUUUAUAAUUGUCAUCUUGAACUUCUUGCUCAAUUCACUUUUAUUAUUUUCAUUACUGUAUGAAGGAAGGUUUUUUAAACUUGUUAACAGAGCUUGUAAUAAAUUGAUAUUCUCAUCAAUGAAUUUUAAUAGAUAGAUACUUAGGAUUUCUCAUCUUUCUCAUCAAGUAUGUUCAAAUUGUAAGUGUGCAAAAAAAAAAAAUCUUUGCAUUAUACUACUGUAACUGUACUACUAAACUGUACUACUAAAAUUCAGAGAUACUGUUUUCCGUCUACUAUAACGUGUAUUGUAUUAAAAAAUGUUCUUAAAACUUAAUUCAGUAGCUAGAUACAAUUAAUACGUUAGUUUUUAAAAUUUGUAGAGAUUUUAUCCAAAGAUUAGGCAUGUUCCAAUUAGGUUUGUAAGAAAAUCAGAUGGAUUCCAUCUGCAUGUGUUUUCUACUGUGCAACCUGUAAGAUAUGCAUAUCUAGCACAGGGUUUGAAGCUGAGCCAGGCGGCAAGCGAAAUGACAUAAUCUGAAAUUGUUAGACCAUAAAAUUUAUAUACAUUAUGCUACGUACUACUGAAAUACUGAGAUAACAGGUAAGAAUUUAGGGAGGAGUGGGGUGUGAGUCAGUCCUGCCCUUCUUUUGGAAAGUAAAAGAAAACAAAUAGAAAGUAAGAAAAAGAAAAAAUUGAAAGCCUCAUAUGUUAUAUUUGGGCGUCUAGAAAACAAAAACCCUGUAGAGUAAUGCUGUCCCUUUCGCCCACCCGACCCCCCU
Anneissia japonica is the source of this 3723-nucleotide messenger RNA. RefSeq lists its product as uncharacterized. The transcript is spliced from 4 exons. NCBI's taxonomy places the organism in Eukaryota, Metazoa, Echinodermata, Crinoidea, Comatulida, Comatulidae. Bases 319 to 2508 code for a protein of 729 amino acids. The record is from RefSeq and is a predicted model, not a curated record. Gene Ontology annotation, molecular function: protein binding. Gene Ontology annotation, biological process: regulation of apoptotic process.